Messenger RNA from Pseudophryne corroboree (corroboree frog), 3316 nucleotides. It is a transcript of the gene PPP1R3G, whose product is annotated as protein phosphatase 1 regulatory subunit 3G. The transcript has a single exon. The record is from RefSeq and is a predicted model, not a curated record. Gene Ontology annotation, molecular function: protein phosphatase 1 binding; glycogen binding. Lineage: Eukaryota; Metazoa; Chordata; Amphibia; Anura; Myobatrachidae. Gene Ontology annotation, cellular component: protein phosphatase type 1 complex. The coding region runs from base 348 to 1727 and encodes 459 amino acids. Gene Ontology annotation, biological process: regulation of glycogen biosynthetic process.
UUUCUCUGUACGCUGCAGUAGGACGGGCCGUGUAAGGGAACAGGGAGGUGCCGUGCAGCACACAGAGGGGCGGGUGAAAGAAGUUUCCUGUUGCAGAGAGGAAGUUUGGGGAGGUUGCAGUUCUCCGCCUGCUGCAUGCUUAGCUGCACGGACGCCGCUAACCUGGGGGUGGGAACCCGUCCAGACAGCUGCGUACAGAGGAGCUGACUAGCGAUGACAUGGAAACACAGGCUGUCACUCUGCCUGGGCGCAGGCGGCUGCUAGUGCUGACAGUGGGGGAGCAGCAGCUGCAAAUGGCCGUGGCAGACGCUACAGAAGUGCAUGCGGGAAAUGUACAUGUUAUAUAAAUGUCUCACUUGGAGAGUCUGCACUAUAAACUGUUCCUGCAUGGUGAGAUGCCCGGGGGGGAACCAGCAACGGAGAACAACUCUGCAUGUGAGCGGUGCACAGAGCAACUCCAUAACACUUCCCAGUACCGAGCACAGAGACAGAGAGCUAGGUAUCACCUGGAGCCUCACACCCCACAGGUGCACCCCAGCGAUCUACUGCUCUCUGGCAUGCAGCAGCCCCAGGACAUGACUACACCUGUAAACGAUCUUCAGCACCACGACCAGGAACUACCCCAGCGAGGUGCACCUGAUGUACAUGAGCAGCAUUGCAGACCUCUGCUAUUGCAAUUAUCCUCCAGCACUAACCAUGAUGAACAUAUACUACGGACUGCACUGCACUCACCAGGGCUGGAACACUUACUGCAGGGAGCAAAUCACCAGCUUGGCCCAACAGCUGUAAGGAAAGAUGUGCAGGUAUCAAGGUUGCAGAAAGGUGAUGGCCACCUAGAAGAUCCACAGGGAGAACUGCUGAAUAAAUUGCAUGGAUUAAAUUUGGGGGAGCAAGGUGUGCAAGUAUACAGUGCUAAUGAGGAACAGCAGCUGCACCCACCUUUGCACACUCUUGGUAAUGUCAAGCUGUUCUCUACUGACAUCAAAUAUCCUGAGACCCUGUCCACAGAAGAGUCACCCCGCAGGAGAGCCCGGUCACUGCCAUGGAACGCUAUUCCAGAGGCUGAUGUAGAAGAAGAGGAGGACUCUCUUAUGUGCUGUUGUAAAUUAAAAAAGAAAGUGAAGUUUGCAGACUCUUUUGGGCUUACUCUGGCCAGUGUAAAACACUUCCUGCCUUCUGAUGAGCCACUUGUACCAAGGGCUGUGCUAGCAAGAUUGCAGAGUUACCCUCCCACUGUGUGUGCGCAAAGGGCAGAGUUAAAUUUAGAGGAAGACAUGUUCAGAGCAGAAUGGGUUCCUCCAUCCAUCAUCCCUGCAGAGUUACUGACCAGGCUGGAUGAGCAGGGGGUGUGUCUGGAGCAAGUAUCCUCAUCUAGUUGGGGGGUACGUGGGUCUGUUUUAGUGAAGGCCCCAGAAGAAAAGGCCCAGGUUAAAAUCCGAUACACUUUUAAUGAAUGGCUGUCUUUCCUGGACUGCUUGGCCUUUGCCGCAGAGGAGGGUGCCCCAUUUCAUGUUCCAGGAACUCGGCGCUUCUACUUUAAUCUGAACUACCCACCCUCUACCUCCUGCUUACAUUUUGCCAUAUGCUUAAAUACAGGGGAUGGACAAGAACUCUGGGACAACAACAAGGGGGUGAAUUACACUGUGAGUUUUCAGCAGGAUCAGCUCCCUGAAGUCCAGUCCUCAAGCCCUGAGCAGGAGGAGUGGGGGGGUUCUCGGCUCUGGUAGCAUUCUGCAGUCUCAGCUGCUGUAGUCUCACUUUGUUCUAAAAUAGAUAAAAGCAUCACGCAUCCAUCACUAUAACUCAUGUCAAUAGACUAUGUGAAAGUGAUUGAGCCAGUUUCAACUGAAGGACAAUGAUACAUUGGGAGGAAAGAGCAAUUUUUAUUGGUAGACUUUUUCACUUAGAAUUUAGUCAUGUUGAAAUCCUGUACAAUUCAGUGGGGAAAUACUUCGGCUCCUGAGCAACGAAUGUAUGCAACAGUUUAUUUCAUAUAUGUAUCCCGCAAAGCAAAUGUUAUUUGGCAAUAUGCUAAUAAGUGGUACUGAAUAUUGGCACACAUGAAUAUUAAGGGACAUGGCAGGCAAUUUGUAUUAUGGUAAAUGAUUUGCUUCCAAUGCCUUCAGUAAUACAGUAUAGCACAAUGAGUCGCACUAUCUACUGAGGGGACAAGAGCUUAGUUUUAAAGUGCUUCAUGCAUGGUUUAUACAUCUGAUGCAAUGGUUAGGAUAAAUUCUGCUGCUAGUUUUCUGAUGACUUAGAUCUGUGUCUAAAUAGUGCACAUAAACUGUAUAUUGGGCUGAUAAAAUGGUUCUUUUGAAACCGUAAUUUAAAAAAAAAUGUAAAGAGAUAGGUUCUUUGCACACUUACUGCAGGCAAGUAAUUACUCUUAUAGAUAUGCACUAGUCAUCUUUUUGCACAAGUAUAGAAAUAUAUAUUUGGAUCGUCCUUCUAAGAUCCAAAAUAAUAUUACCUUUUUUAUGCAUAAUCCAGUAUCCCUUCAUUAAAGUGUUUAAGGAUACAAAAUGGUUUUCCAGAAUACUGUGAAGACCAAUAAGUCUGCUGUUAGGUUGAAAAGUUGGUGGGAGUGGUAAUUACUGUGAUUGGAUAGUACUCGGGUCAGAUGUUCAAUAUGAAAGUCUUGCAGUUUUCUGUAAAAUAUGUUGUCUGUUCAUCCUUUGUGGUAACGGUUGUAUGCACUUUGUCUUUAAUCCAUGCACUUUUCUAUUUUUUACAUAAUUAAAAAAAAUAUAAUUUUCAUGCAUUUUUUGCACAGUUGAGUGUCUGCAUUAAAGGUACAGUAUUAUGCAGCAAGCAUUUACCAACCUCUGCAUAAAAGGGUGUGGUAUAGAAGAUCUACACCGCCUAGAAAGACAGGUUGACCUCAUAUGGUCGACAGGGUCAAAAGGUUGAAAUAAUGGUUGUCACAAAAAAAGGUUGACAAGUUUGUUGUUUUUUUAAGUUUUUUUUUUUUUUUUUGUAUCCUUUUGUAUGUUUAACCAUAUCUAAGCACAAAUAGAGGAAACUUUUACCCUCGUGGGUUCUUUAUUUUCCAUGUUUUGGGCAAGGUGGCUUGCUCCACUACCACUGCGCUUGGCGCAGGUUACUAUUCCCAAUCAUAGUCCACGUGGAUAGUAAAGCCAGAGUUGAAAAAACAUGAAAACCCAAAAAAAAACUUGUUGACCAUUCGCAUGUCGACCUGAAGCACUGUCUACCUUUUAUCUGUUGAACUUGUGUACCUGUUGACCUAUACAUUGGAACUGUAUAUAAAAGCAUGUGCAAAAUAAAGCUGCAGAAAAUGAAUGUUCAACAUUUA